AUGAAUACAGUAAAGAUAAAUUGCGACGCUUCUUCGAUUUCAGAGCAUACUAAUGCUGGUUUUGGUCUUGUUUUUCGAACCUCUUCAGGCACCUUUCGAGCAACAAAGUGCGGAUGGUGCAGGACCUUCUCAGCCCAAGAGGCAGAAGUUGUAGCGCUCUUAAGGGCAGUUCAAUGGGCCAUCAGACACAAUGUUCAAAAUUUGGUGAUAGAAGGGGAUAACCUGACAACCAUUAAGUUUUUACAAGGAAAGACAAAAGAUGUGAAUUGGAAAUGCUUAGCAGUCUUGAAUGAAGUUCAACAACUAGCAGAUAAAUUAGUUUCUUUUCAAGGUUUUCAGUUUGUAGAUAGACGCACAAACAAGGUGGCAGACUUGUUGGCAAAAGAAGGGCGACGAUCAAGUAGCACAAUUUUUUGGACUGAUCAAGCUCCUAGAUUUUUAAUUCCUGCAAUUGCGUUCGACACAGUCAAAGCAUAUGAAUUAUGUAACUCAAAUGACAGUACCUUUGUAUCUUGUUCAUCCAGGAUUAAUCCAACAAAUUCAGUCAUUGGACGAGCAACUCACCAUGGGUUAGUCUCUGAAGAGCCUGAAUUAGCUGAUUAA
Papaver somniferum (opium poppy) is the source of this 603-nucleotide messenger RNA. RefSeq lists its product as uncharacterized. Gene Ontology annotation, molecular function: nucleic acid binding; RNA-DNA hybrid ribonuclease activity. The record is from RefSeq and is a predicted model, not a curated record. Bases 1 to 603 code for a protein of 200 amino acids. Lineage: Eukaryota; Viridiplantae; Streptophyta; Magnoliopsida; Ranunculales; Papaveraceae. The transcript has a single exon.